Centropristis striata (black sea bass) is the source of this 1833-nucleotide messenger RNA. RefSeq names its product solute carrier family 23 member 1 (gene slc23a1). Gene Ontology annotation, biological process: transmembrane transport. Bases 1 to 1833 code for a protein of 610 amino acids. Gene Ontology annotation, cellular component: membrane. Lineage: Eukaryota; Metazoa; Chordata; Actinopteri; Perciformes; Serranidae. The transcript has 14 exons. The record is from RefSeq and is a predicted model, not a curated record. Gene Ontology annotation, molecular function: transmembrane transporter activity.
AUGGACGACGUCUCCGAGAGUCAUGAUAACCAGGCAGAGGGGCGGAGCCACGAGGCCGACAGGGUUAACCUCCCAAUGGAAGAUGGUAGAAAUAAUAAACAGCCAAUAGGAGCACAGGGGGCGGGAUCAGAUAUGAUUUACACCAUCGAAGACGUCCCGCCCUGGUACCUGUGUAUCCUGCUGGGACUACAGCAUUACCUGACGUGUUUCAGUGGAACCGUAGCCGUGCCGUUCCUCCUGGCCGAGGCCAUGUGUGUCGGUCGAGACCAGAACACCAUCAGUCAGCUGAUCGGAACCAUUUUUACCACCGUCGGAAUCACAACUCUGAUCCAGACCACGGUGGGGGUCAGACUUCCUCUGUUUCAGGCCAGCGCGUUUGCUUUUCUGAUUCCUGCUCAGGCUGUUCUGGGUCUGGACCGCUGGAGGUGUCCCCCUGAGGAGGAGAUUUAUGGGAACUGGAGUCUUCCACUCAACACUUCACACAUCUGGCAGCCUCGCAUCAGAGAGAUCCAGGGCGCCAUCAUAGGGGCCAGUGCAGUGGAGCUCCUGAUUGGCCUGUGCGGGUUGCCAGGUCUGCUGCUGGAAUACAUCGGACCCCUCACCAUCACACCAACCGUCUCACUGAUCGGCCUGUCUGUCUUCACCACAGCUGGAGACAGGGCGGGGUCUCACUGGGGGCUGUCAGCGCUGUGUAUUUUGCUGAUCGUGCUGUUUGCUCAGUACCUGCGAGCGACAUCACUUCCUGUUCCUGUUUACAGCAGGAAGAAAGGCCUGACAUCCACCAGAGUCCAGAUCUUCAGGAUGUUUCCUAUCAUCCUGGCCAUCAUGCUCGUCUGGCUCGUCUGCUACGUCCUGACUCUGGCCAACCUGUUGCCUAGCGACCCCGAUCGCUACGGACACAAGGCGAGGACGGACGCCCGCGGUGACAUCAUGGCGUCCUCGCCCUGGUUCAGAGUCCCCUACCCCUGCCAGUGGGGGUUGCCGGUGGUAACGGUUGCCGGGGUGUUGGGGAUGCUGAGUGCAACAAUGGCGGGUAUCGUGGAGUCUAUCGGUGAUUAUUACGCCUGCGCUCGUCUCUCUGGAGCCACGCCCCCCCCGGUCCACGCCAUCAACAGAGGAAUCUUCACUGAAGGUGUCUGCUGCAUCAUUGCUGGGCUGCUAGGGACAGGAAACGGAUCCACUUCCUCCAGCCCAAAUAUAGGCGUGUUGGGCAUCACCAAGGUGGGCAGCAGGCGGGUGGUGCAGUACGGAGCCGGCAUCAUGUUGGUUCUGGGAUCCGUCGGCAAGUUUACAGCUCUGUUCGCCUCGUUGCCAGACCCGAUCCUCGGAGGAAUGUUCUGCACCCUGUUCGGGAUGAUCACAGCUGUUGGGCUCUCUAAUCUUCAGCUGGUGGAUUUGAACUCGUCCAGAAAUCUUUUUGUUCUCGGCUUCUCGAUGUUCUUCGGUCUGACGCUGCCGACGUACCUGGACACACACCCCGACUCCAUCCGCACAGGUCUUACAGAGCUGGAUCAGAUCCUGACGGUUCUUCUUUCCACUGAGAUGUUUGUUGGAGGUUUUCUGGCUUUUUGUCUCGACAACACAAUACCAGGGAGCAAACAGGAGCGAGGUCUGGUGCAGUGGAUGUCCUCCUCCUCCUCCUCCGGCUCCUCCUAUGAUCUCCCUCUGGGGAUGAACCUGGUCAGGAGGACUCGCUGGCUCCGCCGCUUCCCCAUCAGUCCCUCCUUCAGAGGCUUCAGGACGUCUGAGGAGCUGCCACCACCACCUGAGGAGGAGGAGGAGCCGGAGAGAGGAGGAGAGGAGGAGGAGGAGACUCCCAGCUCCAAGGUGUGA